AUGUUCCAGUACUUACUACUUGAAUCUAUUCCAGCUCUACGUGAGACUUUCUCCCGCUACUCUGCUGCAGACAAUGUACAAUACAAACUCACAACAGACUCCAACCUUGUAGGUAAGCGCAUUGCAUGGGAGCGUAUUGAAGUCGGUCCACUGCUAUCCCGUGGAGCUUUUGGAGAAGUGUGGGCAUGUCGCUAUGCUGGUAAGAAGGUGGCGGUCAAGCGAUUGCUACAGACUAAGAAGCUUACAUUUCAAGAAACAGCGAAGUUCAUCAACGAGAUUCAAUUGACUGCAAGUUUAAAGCAUCCUCAUAUCGUUCGGUUUAUAGGAGUGGCGUGGAGCAGUUUAGAAAACUUGGCCAUGGUUGAAGAAUUUUUACCUCGCGGAGAUUUACAACAAUUUUUAAAGCGAAGUGGAGACUUGAUGACGUGGGCACGGGACAAGGUUGACAUGGCGAUUGGCAUUGCUAAAGCCAUUGAUUAUCUCCACAGUCGUCAAGUCAUCCAUCGUGAUCUGAAAGCCCGAAAUAUUCUGUUAACUAAGAGAUUGCAGCCGAAACUUAUUGAUUUUGGAACGAGUCGAGUCUGGAAGCUCAAUGAUAUGACAGCUGGUAUUGGAACUCCCUUCUGGACAGCACCAGAAUACUUUUACCAUGUUGAGUCGCGGUAG
This is a messenger RNA of Plasmopara halstedii, 666 nucleotides long. RefSeq names its product tkl drk protein kinase. Gene Ontology annotation, molecular function: ATP binding; protein kinase activity. NCBI's taxonomy places the organism in Eukaryota, Oomycota, Peronosporomycetes, Peronosporales, Peronosporaceae. Bases 1 to 666 code for a protein of 221 amino acids. The record is from RefSeq and is a predicted model, not a curated record. The transcript has 2 exons. Gene Ontology annotation, biological process: protein phosphorylation.